AUGAGCGACAAUGAGCCAAACAAGAGAAACUUGGGUUAUCGAUUGGACGAUGACGGAUACGAGGCGCUGAGAAAGGAAUUGCUAAUGCAUAUUGAUGUAACUACGGGCCACAUCUUCCAUAAUAAAAACCAGAGAAAGAAAUGGGCAUCAGAUGUAACCGCUUUGCUUCGACACUACAGGCCGGACGAGGCCAUAUUACUGCGCUUUUUGUUUGAACAUGGGGUUAACAACCUGAAAGAAGAAGACAAGCUUGAAAAGUUGAUAAAAUUGCUCCCAUGGAUCAUGGAAGUUAAUGGGACAAAUUGUCAACGGCUAGACGCUGCGAACUCUACUGAAGAAGCACGUGAUUUCUGGACAGUGAAGCUCCUUCGUUUUGCGGAAUCGCUUAAUACUAGUAUCUUCCAUUAA
Molecule: messenger RNA, 408 nt
Organism: Penicillium angulare
Lineage: Eukaryota; Fungi; Ascomycota; Eurotiomycetes; Eurotiales; Aspergillaceae
Exons: 1
Coding region: 1-408 (135 amino acids)
Source: RefSeq, a predicted model, not a curated record